GCAGUGUCAAGUUUCUGAAUUUUAAUCCCAAAACAAAUUCCAAAAAUACAGUUCCAUUUCGUUCCUACCCGCAAUCCCCCAACCCGGCAAACCCCUAAUCUUCAUCAUUUUCUUCAGGAUUUGACUCUAAUCGUGAACAAUCUAGGGCUGGAAUAGAGCGGUUUUAGCAGUAGUAAUCAUGAAUAUCUUCAGACUGGCCGGAGACAUGACACAUUUGAUUAGUGUCUUAGUUCUCCUCCUGAAAAUCUAUGCUACCAAAUCAUGCUCAGCUGGAAAAUUGUUGGCAUUGAGAGUCUUUGCUGUAUUCAGGAAUAUCAUUGAAGACGCAAGAGUUAUAUGCUAUUGUGUUUGUGGCUCGGUAUCUGGAUUUGUUCACGGACUUCAUCUCUCUUUACAACACUGUGAUGAAACUGGUUUUUAUUGGGAGUUCCUUGGCCAUUGUCUGGUGUAUGAGGUACCAUCGUGUUGUUAGGCGCUCAUAUGACCGUGAGCUAGACACUUUCCGCUAUUGGAUUCUUCUGGGGGCGUGUUUCGUUUUGGCACUUGUUCUUCAUGAGAAGUUUACCCUUCAAGAGGUGUUCUGGGCUUUCUCAAUAUACCUAGAGGCAGUUGCCAUUCUUCCCCAGUUGGUGCUCUUGCAAAGAAGUGGAAAUGUUGAUAACCUGACUGGACAAUAUGUGUUCUUUCUUGGGGCCUACCGUGCAUUUUACAUCUUAAACUGGAUUUACCGCUAUCUGACAGAGCAGCGUUUCACUAGAUGGAUUUCUUGCGUCUCUGGUCUUGUCCAGACAGCCCUUUAUGCAGAUUUCUUUUAUUAUUACUUCAUCAGCUGGAAAAAUAAUGCGAAGCUUCAACUGCCAGCAUGAGGCGAUGAAGAUAUAUGAUGAACAGUUUUAACACCUAACCGUAAUCUGGUUUCAUGCCGUGGCUUGUGACAUGAUUUUGGGAUACUACUUUUUUUGGGAUGUGAGAUCAUACGUGGAGUUUGGCCGAGGGUCAAGUAUUUCAAUGAGCUCCUCUUACAUUGUUAGAUUCAGAUAAAGUACCCUUGUAUAUAUGUCAGAAAUAUGUUAAUUUGAAAAUAUUGUCUGCAUUCCUGUCAAAUGUGAUUCGAACUUUCAAAGAUAUACCAGUAUGACUAAUCAAUUAUUUUGCUACGUUCAUAUAA
Solanum pennellii is the source of this 1168-nucleotide messenger RNA. RefSeq names its product ER lumen protein-retaining receptor A-like. Gene Ontology annotation, molecular function: ER lumen protein retrieval receptor activity. Bases 405 to 866 code for a protein of 153 amino acids. The record is from RefSeq and is a predicted model, not a curated record. The transcript is spliced from 6 exons. Gene Ontology annotation, cellular component: membrane; endoplasmic reticulum; cis-Golgi network. Gene Ontology annotation, biological process: protein retention in ER lumen; endoplasmic reticulum to Golgi vesicle-mediated transport. NCBI's taxonomy places the organism in Eukaryota, Viridiplantae, Streptophyta, Magnoliopsida, Solanales, Solanaceae.